Molecule: messenger RNA, 174 nt
Organism: Rodentolepis nana
Lineage: Eukaryota; Metazoa; Platyhelminthes; Cestoda; Cyclophyllidea; Hymenolepididae
Source: the annotation of a GenBank genome assembly
AUGUUUUUCGGGCCACGGCGGAUCAUCACUCUCCUAAGGAGACUCCAACGUUGUCGCCGACGCCUUGUCCCGUUUGGAAGUGAACCAAAUCCACAUAUCCUUUGUUCUCUCGAUCUUCAAGCCCUGGCUGCUGAACAGAGGUCAGAAUCGGAGGUUAUGGGAAUCACAAGCAAU